CUCUCCCCCGGUUCUCCUCCCUCUCACCCCGCCGUCAGUCAGUCAGUGAGUCUCUCUACUGGCUGAAUGUUCACCUGUCGGACUGAUUAUCUACUCGUUUCACCUGCGGAGGAAGCAGCUCAGCGUGUUUCCACUGUGGAAGCUGUGGGUUUCUUGUCAUCCAGCGUGGAUUUUAAAUCAGUGUGGAGAACAUUAGGAGGAGUGUCUGGGUCUGUCUAACCUAAGUUUGGGAGAAGUUGACUGCUUCCACAGACAUAAGACGAGUAAUUAGAGUCUGAAACGCAACAGGACGGAACGUCUGGAAGUCAAACGGCGACCGAUGGUUCCCGUGAAUCGCUGCUGACGGUGGAACGAGGCGUUCAGGGACGUUUCCGCGGAGAAGGAGCGGACUGACCGGGGACGGACUCUCCGGGCUGCCGGUGCCUCUGUGGCCGGUCAGCUGGUUCACCCGCUGAGGAUAAAUAAUUGGGCUGCUGGGUGGAGGAUGGCCUGUUGGAAGGAGGGUUUCAUUCUGCUGGUUCUGCUGGCUCUGGUCGCCUCCGGACGAACGGCUCGACACCGCAGCUUGAGACGUUUCACUCGAGGCCACCAUGAUCACCGGCCGCAGCAGAACAUCACGCUGGCCGUCAUUUUGCCGCAAAGCAACACAAAAUACCCGUGGGCAUGGCCUCGCAUAGGCCCCGCCCUGGAGAGGGCCAUCAGAACCGUGAACGCCGACCCCACCCUGCUGCCCGACCACCACCUCACCUACGCCUUCAAGAACAGCGAGAACAAGGACGAGAUCUGCUCCGAGUCCGUGGCGCCGCUCAUGGCCGUGGACCUGAAGAUGGCCUACGACCCCUGGGCCUUCAUCGGGCCCGGCUGCUCCUACACCUCCUCCCCCGUCGGCUUCUUCACCACCUACUGGGACGUCCCCAUGGUUACGGCGGGCGCUCCGGCCGUGGCGUUCUACGGCGGCGUCUACCCGUCCAUCACCAACACGGGCCCGACCCACAAGAAGCUGGGCAGGUUCGCCCUGCGGAUCUGCGAGCACUUCGACUGGCGGGAACACGUGAUCCUGAUGUUCAGCGACAACAAGGCGGACGACCGGCCGUGUUACUUCGCCGUGGAGGGAUUGUACACGGAGCUGAAGAGCAUCAACAUCAGCCUGGUGGACCGCGUGUUCGAGGAGAACAAACCGCCCAUCAACUACUCGCAGAUCCUGUCCGACAUCCAGAACGACGGUCGCGUGAUGUUCGUCUGCUGCUCCCCCGACGUCUUCAGAAAGCUCAUGAUUCAGUUCAGGCGAGCCGACCUUCCUCACGAGCAGUACGUCUUCUUCUACAUCGACGUGUUCGCCGAGAGCCUCAACUCAAAAAACCAGCAGCCAUGGGCUCGCGGGGACGAGGACGAUGCCAUCGCCAAGGAGGCCUUUCAGAGCGUGAAGAUCUUGACGUACCGAGAGCCUCAGAACCCCGAGUACCGACAGUUUGUCUCCCACCUGAAGAAAGACGCCAAGACGAUGUUCAACUACACCAUCGAGGACUCUCUGAUGAACAUCAUCGCUGGAGGGUUCUACGACGGCGUCAUGCUCUACGCUCACGCUCUGAACGAGACCAUGUCGGCGUCCGAUGGUCGUCCUAAGGGAGAAGUGGUGACCAGGAGGAUGUGGAACCGAACGUUCCACGGUGUAACAGGGCUGCUGCACCUGGAUGAGAACGGAGACAGAGAGACAGACUUCGCUCUGUGGGACAUGAUGGACACAAACAGCAGCACCUUCCAGAUGGUCCUGAUGUACAACAGCUCUGAGGAGCAGCUGACUUCUGUACCAGGAACGUCUCUGCACUGGUUGGGUGGAGUCCGUCCACCUGACGUCCCUGUUUGUGGCUUCAAGAACGACAACCCGAUCUGCCUCGCAAAAACCAUCACCAUCCACCAGAUGGUCUCCAUCGUGGUCUUCUUCAUCAUCACCAUGACUCUGACCGUCGCCGUCUUCAUCUACAGGAGGAUGAAGCUGGAGAAGGAGCUGGUUGCUCAGCUCUGGAGGAUUUCAUGGGACGACAUCCAGAUGAGCAACAUGGGCAAAGUGCUGCGCAGUGGCAGCAGAAUCACACUGUCACUGAGAGGUUCGAACUACGGAUCCUUGAUGACCAGAGAUGGAAACCUGCAGGUGUUUGCAAAGACAGGAUACUACAAGGGAAACAUCAUAGCCAUUAAAUACACCAACAGAAAACGCAUCGAGCUCAACAGAAUAAUUCUGUUUGAACUCAAACACAUGAGAGAUGUUCAGAAUGAACACCUGACCAGGUUCAUUGGAGCGUGCAUCGACCCUCCCAACAUGUGCAUCAUCACAGAGUACUGCCCUCGAGGAAGUCUGCAGGACAUCCUGGAGAAUGACAGCAUCACUCUGGACUGGAUGUUUAAAUAUUCUCUCAUCAACGACAUUGUCAAGGGUAUGGUGUUUCUCCACAACAGUGUCAUCUUCUCUCACGGUAAACUCAAGUCAUCGAAUUGUGUUGUCGACAACCGCUUCGUGCUGAAGAUCACAGAUUAUGGUCUGUCCAGCUUCCGAUCUGAGAGUGAUUCGGGAAGCGACGCUCACGUCUACUACGCACAGAGGCUGUGGAUGGCUCCAGAGCUGCUCCGCUUGGAGUCUCCUCCUCCUCAGGGAACCCAGAAAGGAGAUGUCUACAGCUUCGGCAUCAUCCUCCAGGAGGUGGCGCUGCGACGAGGAGCCUUCUACCUGGAGGGAGAACCGCUGAGUCCCAAAGAGAUCGUGGACCGGGUGAUUCUGGGCGAGUGGCCCUGCCUGAGGCCUACUCUCGACCCGCAGAGCCACAGUCCUGAGCUGGGUCAGCUGAUGCAGCGCUGCUGGGCCGAAGAGCCGACGGAGAGGCCCGAGUUCAACCACAUCUGGGUGCUGCUGCGCAAACAGAACAAGGAGUCGAGGACCAACAUCCUGGACAACCUUCUGUCCCGCAUGGAGCAGUACGCCAACAACCUGGAGGAGCUGGUGGAGGAACGAACCCAGGCUUAUAACGAGGAGAAACGCAAGGCUGAGGCGCUGCUCUACCAGAUACUACCACACUCAGUAGCAGAGCAGCUAAAACGUGGAGAGACGGUUCAGGCUGAAGCCUUUGACUCGGUCACCAUCUACUUCAGCGACAUCGUGGGCUUCACUGCCAUCUCUGCAGAGAGUACUCCGAUGGAGGUGGUGACGCUGCUCAACGAUCUGUACACCUGCUUUGACGCCAUCAUCGACAACUUUGACGUGUACAAGGUGGAGACCAUCGGCGACGCCUACAUGGUGGUUUCAGGGCUGCCGGUCAGGAACGGGAAGCUGCAUGGCAGAGAGAUCGCUCGAAUGGCGCUGGCUCUGCUGGACGCUGUCAGAACCUUCAAGAUCCGCCACAGAGCAGAGCAGCAGCUGAAGCUUAGGAUAGGAAUACACAGUGGUCCGGUGUGUGCAGGAGUUGUGGGCCUGAAGAUGCCUCGGUACUGUCUGUUUGGUGACACAGUCAACACGUCGUCACGUAUGGAGUCCACUGGAGAAGCGCUGAAGAUUCAUGUGUCGGCGGCGACUCAUGACGUCCUGCUGGAGUUCAACUGCUUCCAGCUAGAGCUGAGAGGAAACAUUGACAUCAAGGGGAAAGGAAAGAUGACCACCUAUUGGCUGCUAGGGGAGAGUGACAGCCAAUGACAGCGCACCGCGGGCAGGAGAACCAAUGAGCAAGGACAUGAGGAGGUAAAUAAGGGACAAAGUUAAGGUAGGAAGGACUUCUGGAUGUCUCAGGUUGUCGUCGUCAUGCAGCAGAUUCGACUGAUCGCCUCCUUCGUAAGUUUGAACAAAAACACCUUCAGACUCCUGAACACGCAGGAAAGAACCGGUACGUUUACGCUCAGAAACACAACGCUAUAGAAACUCUGCAGUGUGGAAGGAACAAACUGAAGCAAAUGAUGGGGGUAAAUGAAACAAAGGUCUGCAACAUGAAGGACAAGAACGGGAAGAUUUUAGAUUCUGUUGCAGGGACGCUCUUUUCAAUGUGGUCCAGUUUCAUUGCAAACUGUGACCAGUCAGGGUCGGUGUUAUUCAGCAGCAGGACGGUGAACCACAUGUACUGUUAAUAAACCAGCCAGUUAAUCUGCAUCCUUUCAGUUCAACUCCUCGGUAAAAACACAGUUAAAGUGUACAAGUCACCUUUAUGUUGCGUCUUUAUCGUCGGAUCCUAAUGAGCUCAUUUCUGCCUCCCACCGAGUCAAAUAUCUUUCUGCAGCAGAGGAGGCUGUAGUUUUUCUUGGACCCUUGUUUUUUACAGCACCAUGGACCAAACUGGGAACUUAAGGGAGUGUCAUGUCAUUUCUGAACAACAUGGACUACAAUCAGAGCACAAGUAUGAAAUGUGAAUCAAGGCUUUUUUACUUUAAAGGCUAUAGAAUUUGAUUCCGUCUUUAUUUUAAUUGGUUAAUUAUGCAAACUGCUUAACAUGCAACUCUUAGUAACCAAGCUAAGUUUCAGAACAGAAGGUCGUGUUUUAGGUGGAAUAAACCUUUAAAACCACCAGUCAUUCAACAGAAAGCGCUGUUUUAGGAGUAUUUUUAGAUAAUGUAGUAGUUUGGGUGGAAUAAAGCUUUGAAGCCUUUAGUCAGCUGACACAAAACACCGUUUCAGAGUGAGAACCUUUAAAACUACCAGUAUUUGAAAAGAAUGCAAUAUUUUGGAGGGAUUAUACCUUUAAACUUUUUAGUUUUUGGACAGAAAGUAUUAUUUGGCUUCAAUAAAGCUUUGAAACAGCUAGCACAUGGACAGAAAGUAGUAUUUUGGGUGAAGAAACCUUUGAAACUAUCAGUACUUUGACAAAAGUUGUAUUUUGAGUGGAAGGAACGUUUAAAAUAAAUGUUUGCACAGAAAGUAGUAUUUUGGGUUAAAUAUACAUUUAAACUCUUCAGUCUUUAGAUAGAACUAUUUUUUUAUAAAACAAAAAGAAAACCUUUAAAAACCAUCAGUGCAUGGAAACAGUUGUAUCUUGAGUGGAAAAAAACUUUGAAAUAUCAAUUGUGUGGGGAAAAAAUAUUAAAACUACCAGUAUUUGGACAGGAAGGUUCUAUUUUGGGUGGAAUAAGCCUUUAGUCAUUUGAAAGAGAAUAUUGUUUCAGAGUAUUAUACUUUUGAAAUGUUAGUUUUAAAAUACUGCAUUGGACAGAAUGCAGUAUUUUGAAUGGGAUAUACCUUCAGUGUUUCCUCUAGGAUUUUAUUCAGCAGCAGAGGCAGGCUCUCUGGGGAGCAGUGACACGUAAACAAAUGACACUUGACUGCAGAUUUUACUUGUACAACGUGUUUAUUGAAUGGCCAGUUGAAAAUGGCUUUUGAAGGCUGAAUGUUACAAAAAUAAAAUAAAUAUUUGAACAAGCUCAUCUGAAAAUGCCGUCAGCAGUUACAUCAUGGUGUGUAGAUAUUAGCUUAAUGCUAUCAGUUAGUUUACUCACACUAGCGACACUGAGUUGGCACCGGGCCCAGUUAACUAAAGCUACAGGUAUGUUAUGUAAUGUUAGCUGGCCAUCAAUAUUUUGUGAAUGUCUAUUUAAGUUAUUAUGAGUUAUCUUAAGCUUAUAACUUUUCUCCAGUAAGUCGCUGCCCUAUUUUCCAAGACAACACUCCUCUGACUCUCUGACCUGGUGCCUGGUUGCUUGACUUGACAUCACUUUCAAGGCCGCGCUCUCAUGACAUCAGUCGUAUUAAGCCGACGUAUCAAAGAGUAGAUACUGAGCAAGAUAGUUAUCCAUAGUUUACCUUAGUACUGGCGAGUACCUGACAAUGCAGGACUCUGCUGUGAAGGUGGAGAUGUGGUGGUGGUGUAUUUGCGACAAUAACAAAAAAAAAAAGAAAUUUGAAGGAGCGGCCUCUUGGAUUUAGGAAUGGCGGGUCGCCGCUGCUGAAUGAAUGUAGAGAAAACACUGACCUUUAAACUCUUAAAUCCUUAGUCAGAAAGUACUGUUUUGUGUUUCAGUUGUGUGCGUCACCAGUCAUCCAGCUGGGUAGGUGAAGCUGUUGUGAGAAUCCUAGAAAUGUGAUUUGAUUCUGCACCCUCUGCUGCAGAGACGUCAUAUUGCAUCAGCUGGUCAAAAUCGUGGUUUGUGUUUUUCUCUGAGCUGCAAAAAGAGGCAACAAAGAGCCCCUUCCAGACUGAAACACAAGCUUUGAUUUAUUAUGUGUAAUUGAAAAGUUCACAGACUGCGUUCACAAAGAUCAAAACUUGAUUUAAAUUUAUCCUCCAUACCCGUUGAAGUCGCCUCCUUGUGCAGUGAUACUCUGCUCCCAGUGCUCCUGCAAUGCUUUGAACGCUCGCUGGAAGUUCUGUCUUCUAAACAUGUCAGCUCCAUCUCAGCAUGUUCAAUGUUUAGGUGUUUAUUCUGAAAGUUCUCACUCAGACACCUCAGGACGUUACAGCAGAACUCUGCAUUGAUGGUUCAAUCCAGGGGGAUGAAUUCAUAGUGCAAUCACAUGAAAGUUAAAGAAAACAAACAACUUCGUCCAAACUGAAUUGGUCCAACAUCUCCCCCAAAUAAUAAAAACGUUUCCAGAAUGACACUAAAUGUCUGAAAUGAAUAAAUCUUGACCAAAAUUAUUUAAAUUUGCUCCAAAAUAACUCGAUCUGUACACAAAAUGACAAAAUUUUUUUCUAAAAUGACAGAAAUUGUUAGAACUUCUUGAUCACGUCUCAUUUGCCAUAUUGAGUGUUUUAAGACCGUUUUUGUCAAAAAUGACAAAAAAAUUGUCCAAUGUAAAAAAACUUUAACAAUGACUUAAAACUUGUCCAAAAUAUUUUAAAAAGACUUCAUCAAAAUGACUGCAUUGUUCAAAAUAACAGAAAACUGUCAAAAAUGACUGAAACACUGUUCUGAAAAACUUUUCUAUUAUGCCAAAUUCCUGCUAUAAAUGACUCAAAAUUUGACAUCACUCAAAACAUUCUCUAAAAUGACUCGAUCCUUAUAGAAAUUUACUUCAAAUGUGUCCAAAAUGAUAUUAACUUGUCUAAAAUUGUUGCAGAUGUGUACAGAAUGACUCAGAAAUGGUCUAACAUCGAAAAAAACUUGACCAAAAAAAAAAGUGUCCAAAGUGACAUAAUUCUACUAAGAAUGACUCAAAAUUUGUCCAAAAUGACUCGGUGUUUGUGCAACAUUGCUUGAAAUUUGUCCAGGACGACAAAAACGUCGACGAACUUUUUGAUCGCAGCUGGUUUUCCUCUUUAAAAACUGUUUUCAACAAUGAGCUCCUGUUGAAAACGACAAAAAAACUGCUAACUGGUCCCAAAGGAGUCAGACGGCGUGUUUUGCUGCAGACUGAUGUAUACGUGGAUAUCGUCGCUGCUGUGUGGAGCUCUGUGGGUUCAGUCAGACUCCGUUAAAGGUGGAGUUUCAGGAAGCAGCUGCACUGAGAGACGAAGGCCACAGAUCCUCCUAGGAAGAUGUUCAGGAGGAAACGUUCACUCUGUAAAUACUUCACUGUGUUUUCAAUGAAAAGCUGCAGCGAAAUAAAGUUUUGCUUUUGAAAAA
This is a messenger RNA of Amphiprion ocellaris (clown anemonefish), 7530 nucleotides long. RefSeq names its product natriuretic peptide receptor 1b (gene npr1b). NCBI's taxonomy places the organism in Eukaryota, Metazoa, Chordata, Actinopteri, Pomacentridae. Gene Ontology annotation, cellular component: membrane. Bases 485 to 3679 code for a protein of 1064 amino acids. Gene Ontology annotation, molecular function: guanylate cyclase activity; protein kinase activity; peptide receptor activity. The transcript has 22 exons. Gene Ontology annotation, biological process: protein phosphorylation; intracellular signal transduction; cGMP biosynthetic process. The record is from RefSeq and is a predicted model, not a curated record.